This is a messenger RNA of Scomber scombrus (Atlantic mackerel), 3827 nucleotides long. RefSeq names its product NLR family CARD domain-containing protein 3-like. The record is from RefSeq and is a predicted model, not a curated record. Bases 611 to 3565 code for a protein of 984 amino acids. Gene Ontology annotation, molecular function: protein binding. The transcript is spliced from 10 exons. Lineage: Eukaryota; Metazoa; Chordata; Actinopteri; Scombriformes; Scombridae.
GUGUUCAUUCAGCUUGUUGCUCAUUUUGGAGGCUGCAGUUUGUGCUGCUGUUGAAUGAUAUUGUGUUCUACUGAGAGCUGUUUCUCAUAUUUAGUCCAUUUCUAUCAAUGAGGGUGGACUAAAUAAUAGAAACAGCUGAUGUUCAAAGCAUCAGAGAACAGUAGAGAGAACAGUAGAGAGUCAGUGAUGCAGGAACCUGAAGCUGUUCACCUGUUCCACCUCAGCUCCUUUCAUGUAGACACACUCAUGUGUCUUCACCUCCCGUCUCCUAAAAUCUAUCAGCUGAUUGGUUUUGCUGAUGUUGAGCAGCAGCCUGUCAGAUGUUUGUCUCCUGGCUGUUUGUAAUGGAUGAUGGUGGUGUGGUCCCUCCUCCAGCUGGCAGUAGAAGGCACAUUUGAUGUUUGUAGACUUUGACAGUGAAGUGAUGAUGAAGUGACAGCAGCCUCACAUCAGAUGGACUGAUGAAGGAGAAUCAGCAGCAUCUUCUCUCUCUGUGUUUCCUCCACAGCUGAAGCUCCAAAGUCUCUGUGACUGGAUGUGAACUGAGCAGCUGAACAUCUUCCAUGUUGUAGUGAGUGAGUGCAGCUCUCCCAGCAGCUGUUUCUCUGCUAUGGAUCAGUGUGAGGACAGAGAGGAGGGAGUCCCUCCCUCUAAAAGCUCUCUGUGUGGGGAACAUGACAGCCAGACCAAAGCUCAGAGGAUGCAGCAGCAGAGAGCAGACUCUCCUGAACCCAGCUGUGUGUCCAUGAAGAGUGACGGGUCUAUGGGUGGUCUUGUUAUGUUUAAAGAUGGACAACCUGCUGAUGGAAGUUUUAUUAGUAUCAGGAUGCAGCAGCAGAGAGCAGACUCUCCUGAACCCAGCUGUGUGUCCAUGAAGAGUGACGGGUCUAUGGGUGGUCUUGUUAUGUUUAAAGAUGGACAACCUGCUGAUGGAAGAGUUCAGCAGCAGAGCUCAGAGGUUCCCAGUGAUCAGUCUGCACAGCAGCAUCAAACACAGCUGGACUCCAUAUUUAUGCUGCUGGAGGAGAACAUCGUCACUUUUGUGAAGAACGAGCUGAAGAGAGUCCAGAGGGGUCUGAGUCCAGAUGACCCAGAAUGCCUAGAGAGUCAGAGUGAGGAUGAGGAGGUGUUGGACGGUGAGGAGGAAGAGCAGAGGAGGAGCAGCAGAGAUGCAUUUCUGAAGAUCACUCUGCACUUCCUGAGGAGAAUGAAGCAGGAGGAUCUGGCUGAGCGUCUGCAGAGCAGAGCUCGUGCUGCAAAGUGUCGACGUAAACUCAAGUCUAACCUGGAGAAGAAGUUCCAGUGUCUGUUUGAGGGGAUCGCUAAAGCAGGAAACCCAACCCUUCUGAAUCAGAUCUACACACCGCUCUACAUCACAGAGGGAGGGACUGCAGAGGUCAAUGAUGAACAUGAGAUCAGACAGAUUGAAACAGCAUCCAGGAAACCACACAGACCAGAAACAACAAUCAAACAAGAAGACAUCUUUAAAGCCUCACCUGGUAGAGAUGAACCAAUCAGAACAGUGAUGACAAAGGGAGUGGCUGGCAUUGGGAAAACAGUCUUAACACAGAAGUUCACUCUGGACUGGGCUGAAGACAAAGCCAACCAGGACAUACACUUCACAUUUCCAUUCACUUUCAGAGAGCUGAAUGUGCUGAAAGAGAAAAAGUACAGCUUGGUGGAACUUGUUCAUCACUUCUUUACUGAAACCAAAGAAGCAGGAAUCUGCAGGUUUGAAGAGUUCCAGGUUGUGUUCAUCUUUGACGGUCUGGAUGAGUGUCGACUUCCUCUGGACUUCCACAACACUGAGAUCCUGACUGAUGUUACAGAGUCCACCUCAGUGGAUGUGCUGCUGACAAACCUCAUCAGGGGGAAACUGCUUCCCUCUGCUCGCCUCUGGAUAACCACACGACCUGCAGCAGCCAAUCAGAUCCCUCCUGAGUGUGUUGACAUGGUGACAGAGGUCAGAGGGUUCACUGACCCACAGAAGGAGGAGUACUUCAGGAAGAGAGUCAGAGAUGAGGAGCAGGCCAGCACCAUCAUCUCCCACAUCAAGACGUCACGAAGCCUCCACAUCAUGUGCCACAUCCCAGUCUUCUGCUGGAUCACUGCUACAGUUCUGGAGGAUGUGCUGAAAAGCAGAGAGGGAGAAGAGCUGCCCAAGACCCUGACUGAGAUGUACAUCCACUUCCUGGUGCUUCAGUCCAAACUGAGGAACAUCAAGUAUGAUGGAGGAGCUGAGACAGAUCCACUCUGGAGUCCAGAGAGCAGGAAGAUGAUUGAAUCUCUGGGAAAAUUGGCUUUUGAGCAGCUGCAGAAAGGCAACCUGAUCUUCUAUGAAUCAGACCUGACAGAGUGUGGCAUCGAUAUCAGAGCAGCCUCAGUGUACUCAGGAGUGUUCACACAGGUCUUUAAAGAGGAGAGAGGGCUGAACCAGGACAAGGUGUUCUGCUUCGUCCAUCUGAGCCUUCAGGAGUUUCUGGCUGCUCUUCAUGUCCAUCUGACAUUCAUCAAGUCUGGAGUCAAUCUGCUGGCAGAAGAACAAAAAACAUCAUGCUGGUCUAAAGUCUUUAAAACCAAACCUGAACCAACACGUUUCUACCAGAGAUCUGUGGACGAGGCUUUAAAGAGUCCAAAUGGACACCUGGACUUGUUCCUCCGCUUCCUCCUGGGUCUUUCACUGCAGACCAAUCAAAGUCUCCUACGAGGUCUGCUGACACAGAUAGGAAGUAGCUCACAGACCAAUCAGGAAACAGUCGAGUACAUCAAGGAGAAGAUCAGUGAGAAUGUGUCUGCAGAGAGAAGCAUCAAUCUGUUCCACUGUCUGAAUGAACUGAAUGAUCGUUCUCUAGUGGAGCAGAUCCAACAGUACCUGAGAUCAGGAAGUCUCUCCACAGAUGAACUGUCUCCUGCUCAGUGGUCAGCUCUGGUCUUCAUCUUACUGUCAUCAGAUAAAGAUCUGGACGUGUUUGACCUGAAGAAAUACUCUGCUUCAGAGGAGGCUCUUCUGAGGCUGCUGCCAGUGGUCAAAGCCUCCAAAAAAGCUCUGCUGAGUGGCUGUAACCUCUCAGAGAGAAGCUGUGCAGGUCUGUCCUCAGUUCUCAGCUCCCAGUCCUCUAGUCUGAGAGAUCUGGACCUGAGUAACAACAACCUGCAGGAUUCAGGAGUGAAGCAGCUUUCUGCUGGACUGGAGAGUCCACACUGUACACUGGAAACUCUCAGUCUGUCAGCAUGUAAGAUCACAGAGGAAGGCUGUGCUUCUCUGGCCUCAGCUCUGAGCUCCAACCCCUCCCAUCUGAGAGAGCUGGACCUGAGAUACAAUCAUCCAGGAGACUCAGGAGAGAAGCUUCUGUCUGCUGGACUGAAGGAUCCACACUGGAGACUGGACACUCUCAGGAUGGACCAUGAUGGACUGCAGAGACUGAAACCUGGUCUGAGGAAGUGUGAGUGUGUUUUCAGUUUGAUUCAUGAGAACUUUGAGAAAAACUGGAUGAAAUAUGUAAAAGAAGUGAAAAAAGUUCAAAAUGAUGGAAAAUGUGUUUUGUCAGAAAUGGGCGUGGCCUAAACUGACAUUUAUCUUGAACCAAUGAAUCCAUGAAACAGAAAUUUCCUUCUGUUCGUCACAGUUCAGGAGUUAAAAGAGAAAUGUUUUAUAAAUGUCCACAUGGUGGCGCUACCUGCUCCAAAAUGUCCCUCAUGUCUCUCCUGCAGAUAAAGUUCAUUCAUUCAUUCUGACUUCAGCUGUUUGGAGCAUUUGGACUAAAAUGUGUUUGUAACAGACGACAGUUUGAGAUGAAAAUAACAGACUUGAUGUGCAAAGACCUUCA